AUGUCAUCUCAAGAGGCGCACCUGUCUCGACCAUCUCAAUCGUGGUUGGGAAAGAUUCAUCCUUACUUCAAGGACCCGGAACAUGUACUAGUACUUAAACUAGACGUUUUAUUACUAGUAUGGGCCUUUAGUGUUAUCGCGGGAUUGCUUAAAGACAUGGACCAGUCGGGAACCACGCAGGCAUACGUAUCCGGUAUGAAAGAGGCACUAUCACUCUAUGGCAAUGAGCUGGUCGAGUUCACCACAUAUUUCUCAAUUGGCUAUGCUAUCUUUCUCGUGCCAGCACAAAUGGUGCAGACACGGGUUCGCCCGUCGCUGUUCCUGCCCCUCUGUGAGAUCAUCUGGGGAGUCCUGACCCUGGUUACCUACAGGGCUCGUAACGCUCAGACAAUCUACGCUUUGAGAUUCUUUCUGGGUGUCUUCGAGUCGAGCUCUUGGCCGGGAAUAGUCAGCUUGAUUUUCAAUUGGUACACGCCUCGGGAACUGGGAAAGCGGGUUGCCAUCUUCGGCGUCAGCGGAGUGGCUGGGAAUAUGUUUUUGGGUAUCCUGCAAGCUGCGUUAUAUAAAAACCUUAAUGGCGUAAAUGGGCUUGAAGGCUGGCAGUGGUUGUUCAUCGUUUCUGGCAUCAUCACAGUCGCUUGGGGAUUUGUUGGACUCUUCGCGAUUCCGGACGCUCCAGGCUAUACACGGGCCCUCUAUCUAUCGAAAGAAGAACGUAUACUCGCUCACGACAGGAUGUCUCACAAUGGCGCCAAAACCGCAGAUCUUGUCUCAUGGAGACUUGUCUACAAGAAAAUCCGACUUCUCAUUGCAAGCCCAAUCGCCUAUCUAUUCCUUGGGGCAUACCUUCAGUUCGCCUGGUCACAACGCGCAAACUCGUACAUUCUGUUGUAUCUCAAGGGUGUCAAAGAUGCUUCUGGGGAGCCAAUGUACUCAACAUACACCGUCAACCUGAUCCCCUUGGGCGGCUAUUCCAUUUCAAUUGUUUGCAACAUCGGACUCAAUGCCUUGAGCGACUGGAAGGAGUGGCGCUGGCAAGUAGCGUGUGGAGCGGCCGGCUUGCAGUUGGUUGCGACAGCGGUUCUAUCAGCGUGGCCAGAUUCUCAUCCUACGAUAUUGGCAUUCUACUUCCUCACUUACGCAACAUCGGCGUGGGGCUAUGCGCUGAUAGCGUGGCUUGCCAUAAUUCUGCGAAAGGAACCAGAAGCACGAUCUAUACUCGUUGCUUUCACGGUGACUUUGGUCUAUGUUGGUCACGCUACGAUACCGCUGAGUGCUUGGAAGACCAGUGACUCUCCCAGAUAUCCCAUCGGCUUUCCCAUGGCUGCUGCAUUCUCUGUCGGGAGCAUAGUUCUAAUGCUUGGAAUGCGUUACUGCAUCCGCAGGUAUGCGGAGAUUCUAGACUACGGCCUUGACUGGAAAGGUAAUCACGGUGAAGUCGCAGUGGAGGAUGCGAGCGAGGUGAUCACGUCCGAAGACAAGUUCCCCAAAAAUGGUGUUCGAUCCCAAUGCUCAACACAGGACUAA
Molecule: messenger RNA, 1527 nt
Organism: Neoarthrinium moseri
Lineage: Eukaryota; Fungi; Ascomycota; Sordariomycetes; Amphisphaeriales; Apiosporaceae
Exons: 3
Coding region: 1-1527 (508 amino acids)
Biological process (GO): transmembrane transport
Cellular component (GO): membrane
Molecular function (GO): transmembrane transporter activity
Source: RefSeq, a predicted model, not a curated record